Trypanosoma grayi is the source of this 747-nucleotide messenger RNA. RefSeq lists its product as hypothetical. Lineage: Eukaryota; Euglenozoa; Kinetoplastea; Trypanosomatida; Trypanosomatidae. The coding region runs from base 1 to 747 and encodes 248 amino acids. The record is from RefSeq and is a predicted model, not a curated record. The transcript has a single exon.
AUGUGCGGCUAUGAUAUUAUUGAAUGGAUGGGUGGCACAAGCCGCUUUAUUACGUUCCUGACCUUUCUUAUUCACUUCCUGCACCCGUUGUUAUGUAUCGCCAACUACUGUGCGUGGGUGACUUACCAAGAGGAGGUACUGGGAGCGCCACUGAGGAUUGCGUACCUCGUCAUGAGCAUCAUUGCUGCUGUUUCGUACUUGUUCGUGGCCUCCAUAUUCUACAUGUGGGCGUGGCGCUUUCCUGAACCGGAAGAAGUGUCUAAAAGGCGCCGAAUCUACGGUAUUGUGGUGAAUCUUUUAUUCUCUGACAUACCCAUGUUUGUUAUUGAAGUGAAGAUUUGCUGGAAAGUGCAAUUCGCACACGGAGUACAGGGUACUUCGUUUGUUAUCACGUGUAUCUCUCUCAUGUACUCCGCUGUGCGUGUGUGGACGUUCAUUAUGAUCAAACUCAUCAAGCUACGUGCACCAGUUGUCGGGACUCAGCCACAGUUCUCUGGAUCGGUCAUGUACCCUAGCUCCAGUCGCCCACCGGGACCAUCGGGUUCUUUCUACCCUGGCAACAACACAAUGCGUGAUGGAUACUAUCCCGGUGGAAGUGGCAUAGAUCACCAAAACGACCGCAACAGCUACCCCCAGGAUCGUUACGCACAAGGUGAUGCCUACUGGCGGGAAACCCCGUAUACAGAGCGUCGUUACAGUGGCGAUCAAUAUAGCACACCUGGUCGUCCCUCCCGGUCCGUUUACUAG